UUAAUUAGGUUGGCAUGUCCACACCGCGCGUCCCUUGCAAAAAGAAUUCCUGUACAGAAAACCGGGCUGUUUGUGCGUAUGAAAAAUACAUAAUAGAGUGCGUAAAAACGUUUAUUGAAGAUAAAAAGUGUUCUAUUAUUGUUGUGCGUACAUGUAUGCCAGUGUUUAUGGUAUUUCUAUGUGCGCUACAAAAGUCUAGCUUCAGUUGUCGCUUGCUGCUUCCUUUUUUUUUUCUCUCUCUCUGUCUUUUACUUCUGCACCAAGCGAAAGUUGCAGCCGCCGACGACGAGACUCACACCGCCGCCCACAGACGUAGAGGUUUUUUUUAGCAGCUGCAUUUGCAAUUAAUUGAAUGCUAAAUGUAUAAUGUCGCUGGAUGGCGCGCAAUUGAAUCAUGUGAAUGCUGAUGGCAUUUCAGUGGCAUACCCAGCCAAAGGACGCAAGUUCAAUGUAGGCUCUUUUCUGGGCUCCGAUUUGAUGCUGCCCGAUGCCGAGCGCGUUCACUGCGAGAUACAAUGCGACGCCUUUGGCAGGGUAACCGUCUACAAUUAUUCAGUCAACGAGCCCAUCCUGUUGAACGAUCAGGUUGUGCCGGCGACCGCCAAGCGUCCAUUGGUGCACGGCGCACGCCUUAAAAUACUUAAUGAAUUGUAUACAUGGCAUUUUCCCAAAGUGGAAGACGCGCCUAACACACCGGACCGAAUGCCUCCCGAACAAGCGGCCAACUCAUCGCCAAGCUUGAAAACUCAUCGAGCACGUCGUCAAUUUGAGAAUCGCUUCACCGUGCACAACUUUCGAUAUUCCAUCAAUUCAGACGAUGAGGGUAAUACAUCGAUUGAAACGCCCCCAUUGGAGACCAGCACGAGCAGCAAUGCAGAAACAGAUCCGACAGCUGAAGCAGAAGUGGAACGCUGUGUUACCCCGUCUGUCCAAGAAGUGGACGAGUCACUGCCCAAAGUUGAUUUAGUGAAGGCUACGCAGAACAAGGAGAACACCAGGACGCCUUGUAACAAGCUGAUUCUAGAGUUGUGCGACCGCUCCGAUGUUGUCAUCACAUCGUUUUCUCCACGUGAAACGGGCGUAAAAAUUGAGAAAUCCUUUACGCGCGUCAUCAAGCCCAGCACAGGACUCGGAGUUGGAUUGCUCUCAGCGGCAAAUACGCCGAAGAGCGUUUACAGUACGCCGAAGAGUGUGCUGUCCGAACAGAACGAUGACAGCUGCAGCCGCGACCUAAUGGACUUCAGUACGCCAUCCACGUCGAAAAAGGCGCUGGCUGGCAAACGACAAUCUUCCAUGUAUUUAAUUGACCUAACAACGCCACAACGAUUGCGGCCCACAUUGUCGGCGACGCCCAAGCAGACGCCCGCCAGUGCUGGCGUCAUCAGUGUGGCCUCCACUGAUGAAUCCUCUGACUCGCCGAUGGUCAUAGACAUCACCAAUUUGUCCACGCCGUCAACAUCGUCGGCAACUAUAUCCAAGCAGGACCAACAGUCACGUCUGACUGCCAAGACGCCCAAGGAGCAGAAGCUGGUGGUCAGCUCCACGCCCAGGCGCACGCCACAGUCGCUUAUGAAACGUGCACUGCUCACCAGUGCCAAGAAGCAAUUGCCUGAAGCAAGUAAGAGCAAGCACACGACGCCCGUUCGGCAAUCGCUACUCGAUGCACGUCGUCAGUGCUUGACAGCGCCUCGACGCCUACCCUUCCAUCCGCAACCGCAAUGGCGUACACCGGGUCGUCGCCAAAUGGCCAACACUCCAGUCAAGGCUCCCUUGACAACGCCACGGAAACGUCAAUCGUCCGUCUGCCUGAGCAGUCCGCGCGACAACAAAAUCUCGCAGCUGCGCAAAUCGCUGGCCGCCGCCGCCAAGGUGAGUCCAAGCGUCGGCAUGAGCAACAAGCUGGUGGCUAAGGCCCGUCGUGCUCUCAACUCGCCCAAGCAGAAUUCACCGCAACGCAUCGAAUCGCCCAAAGUGGAUACACCACGUGAAGAGUCCAACGAGCCGGAUCUUGGGCAGAAUCUGUCCUCUGAGUUGAGCCGCACAUUCACCUUAGAUGACGACAAUAGCAACGUAUCCUCAGCAGCAGCUCUGGAAGCGAUGGCUUGCUUAAUAAAUGAUGAUGAAAUGCCUGCCCUGGCACGCAGCAAGCAGUUAAAUUCAUCCCUGAAUGAAGUGAAGCCCAACGACACGAUUCAAAAAGAACUGGAUGAGAGCAACAAUAUAUUUUCGCCCAAUGACGAUGCUAAACGGGAUGAGAUUGGUUCAACCCAAGAAGGCAACCAAAAUCGAACCUUUGAUGCGAAUGUUUCUCAGGAGCUGAAGAAUAAGAGCAUCGAAUCCACGAAAGCAUCGCCUACAAAUGAGAGUUUAAAGAAUCGUGAAGAUGCAGAAACUAUUAACAGUGUUGUACUGCAGGAAACAGCUUCCGAAUUCUCAAAGGACUCAGCUGCAGUUGAUAUCAUUGAGGAUAACAUCUGCGAGGAAGUGACGCCAACAACCACAUAUCAAGAAGCAGAAGCCGUUGAUAACUUGGUCGAGGACUCAAUUUGCGAGGAGGUAUGCAUUACCCCGCAGGAUGACGCAAAAGCUGAAGUUCCUGAAGCCUCUCCAGAGGACCAUGUGAAUGAGUUAGCCCAGUCCAGCCAAACUCCAUUAACAAAGCGCGUCACACGACGCUCUUCAAUGGAGUCUAAAGCAGUCGCAGUGACGCCCAGACGCAGUAUGCGCCGAGCAUCCAUUGAGGCCAGUAAUAAACUGGAUGAGCAGUUAUCCAGGCCAAAGCGUCGUGCAUCAUGCUCCUCGACCUUGGAACACGAAGCCACUGCACUGGCCACGACCACGCCCAAACGCAAGCGACGCCUUACUGAAGAGUUGUCGACGUCAACUCGCAAAUCGGUACGCCGGAUAAGCAACACACCCAAGGCAGUAGCGCAGGUAGACGAGUCUGUGGGCGAUAUGGGCGUUAUAGUGGAAGAGGAGGAUGCCGUGCAGCUGGAAGACAACAAAUUGCCAGCAGAUGAGGAUUAUGGCAACGAGCUGCCAUCUGAUGCGAUUGAUGAACCGGACAGAAUUGAUUACCAUGGUAUGCGAGAGCUGCUGAAGACACCCAAAAGCUGCAGUACGCCACGUUUCAAGGGAUUGCGUGAGAUGAUGCGCACUCCCAAGGCACCAGCUUCACCCGUGCUAGACCACAUUGAGGAGCUGUUGGAAGGGGAUUCAAAUGAUGCAAGCGCUACGCCUAAGCGUCAAGUGACCGUAAGCCGUGUGAGCCUGGAGCUAACCCGACCUGAAACGCAGGACUUGUACUUCAAAACUCCGAGUGGUAAGCAUCUAAUGAUACCAAAUGAUCCGGCCAGUGCAGUGCUCAAAUCACGCGAAGAUUCAUUGGCAGCCACUACAGAAUACGAUUUAAAUGCAACAAAUGCAACCGUCCACUUGGACAAGAUCUUUGAUGAUAUGCUCACUGCGGAAACGACAAAUCCAAUCGAGGGCUCCGAGGUCGAGAUAAAUGUGACUACUGUAAGCACUGUCAGCGACACUGUAGCUGAUCCCUUGGCGUCUUCUUUGGGGCCAAGUGACACUGUCAACUCCGAGGCACUAAUGACAAUUGGCGAUAUGGAUGAGAGUCAUCGAGACCCUCUAACAAGCACUGCAUUUAAACCUGGUGCUCAAGCUGAUGCUAAUGAGCGUUAUUUGGAUACAGGAAAAUCAUCAAGCAUUUGCGAAAUGAGUGGUAUACAGAUGCUCGAUCAGACAUCAGAUUCUAUGUUCUCGGAGCCACUGAUUGUCACCGGCGUGGACUCAGCUGACGUCACAUUGGAGGAAACAAAAGCAACAGGGACUGUUAAGGCAUGUACACCAAGGAAGAGCAUUUUGGAGGAUUGCUCUGAUACAGAUUCGAUGGUAGGCUUGGCUGAGCCUCUAGUAGUGAGCGACGAUGAAGACGACAUAGAAGUUGAUCCAGAGAAGCCAAAUGUAAACGCAUCUGUUGCUCAAAUAGAAAAUUCUCAGGAUGAAAGUGAAACUUCUAACAGAGAUAGAGCUGAGAGCUCAUCUGUCCAAGUGCAAGAUCCGAGCGUAAACACAGCAUUUACUUUGGAUAAUUCACAGAAAAACGAACAGGAACCUGAACCCUCAAUUAUCGAAGAAUUGUCAAUACAACUUGAAGUAUCUAGUCAAACUAUAUCCCGGAUUGACUUAGAGGCAACUAACGUCGAUGCAACGUUGGAUAUGUCUGUUGAUAAUAGAAAAUCUACGAUUUAUGCUCUUAAUACUAGCGAAGCCCAAAAGAGUGAGAAGCUGACGACUGGUUCAGAAUCUUUCAUAAACGAUUUGAGUAGAGGGCAAGAGGAAUCGACAACUGGGGAAUCUGUAAGCCAUGAAAUAAGUGAAAUUCCCGAAGAAGAUGAAAUUUCCAUGAUUGAGUUAGAGUCUUCAAAUGCAGCUGCAAGUAAUACAACAAUUAAAGACAAUGGAAAUGAAGUGGAAGAUGUCGCUUCUCCUGUACAAGAAUUACCAAUCUUGACGAACGAAAAUAAAGAGGCUCUCAACUGUGAGAUGUCCAGCGAAAAUAAGAUUGAAAAGGACCAAACUCCUGAAGCAAUAUCAAACACAGAUAUAAAAUGUUUGAGGAAUGAUAUUACGAAUAAAGCUGAAAUAUCAGAUAAAGAACAAAUAGAACAAUUGCAAAUCCCAGAUGUAAAUGUCAACGUUUUGGAAGCUACAACUUCCCCUCUGGAUAUUAUAGACUCGAACGAGACCAAUUUAAAUACUUCAGAUAAGGAAAAUCUUGAAGUGGAACUGAAGGAACUGACAACAAAAUGUGAAGAUAAAAAAGAAAUUGACAAAACUAGAACACCGGAGGACGUUAAAAGUCGGGAUACUCAUUUGGAUGAGUCAGUAAUUGAAUUCGAUGUCUCUGUGCUUGCAGAAAAUGAUGAAACAGAGAAACAACUUCCAGAAGUCACAGAAACCACGCAUAUUAAAAAAGAAAAUGAAACAACUGCAGCAACAGUAGACACAGUUGAAACUCAGAAUUCCGAUGCAGACGAAUCUAUUGUAGAACUUGAUGCCUCUCUGCGAGCAGAGAUUGACGUAGAUCAGCAAUUAGAGGAGCAAUUUCCAGAAAUUAUAAAACCGUCGUCCAUUAAAAAUGAAAUUAAGGAAACUGCAAGAGUUGAAAACCUGGACUCCAAUGUAGACGAAUCGAUAAUUGAACUUGAUGCAUCUGUGCUAGCGGAAAAUGAUGUAGAUCAACAAUUAGAGGAGCAACUUCCGGAAAUCGUAAAAACAACGUCUACAGAAAGCGACAUUGAAGCACUAGCAGGAGAUAUAGCUAGUGCUCAGGAUAUUGUUCUGGAAGAGUCUAUAAUUGAACUUGAUACGUCUAUGCUCGCAGACGAUAAUGAUGUAAAAGAACUUCCUAUGGAAACGAGUACAACAUCACCUAUUCUUAAGCCAAAAGCAACUGAAGUUCGAGCUGUGGGUGUAGUUGAAACGACAUCAAAAGCUGAAACAAUAUCAACGGAAAUCGCUGAAGAUGCGAUGAAUAAGGCCGAGUCUUCCGAAUCUAACAAAAAUGAAUCUCUACUUAUUCAAGAAGCUUCUAGCGAAACUGAGUGGGCUCAAAAACCAUCGCUAGACCAAGAUUUAUGCCUUUCGGAAAAUUACACAGAAAAAACUGCCUGUCAAGAUAUUCUUGAAGAGAAUGCCACAAAUCAGAAUGAUUCGCUCGUUCAGCAGGAUGAUAAAAAUCAAAAUGAAUUAUAUAUUUCAUCUGAUGAUAUCUUGCCUAGAUCUUCAGGAGAAUCCUUAGCGGACACAAGUGCAUCUCCUGCUGCCAAUGUAAAUAAGUCACUGAUUGAAAUCGACGCAUCAAAUGCAACAACAGAAGGGGAAGACAAUAAGGAAGAGUCACAUGCCAAAGCCCAGACCGCCGUAACAUCAGAAUCGUCAGAGGACACGAUAUCAUCAACUCGUGCAUCGGUCGGCGAAAACGAUAAGAUAGUACAGCAUCCAAUUGAAAAUACUAUUGUAUUAACAUCAUCUCAGCCUGAAAAUGAUGAGAAGUUGAAUGCUUCUCUUGUACCUGAAGUUGACAAAGCUUUAGAAGAACAACAGAUGGAAAAUGCGACUAAUAAGCCUGUUGAUGUACCAAAUAAGGAAACAGCUAUCAAAGAUUCGUCAGCCACAACCCAAGAAAAAGAAGACACUAUUGAUACCACAAAAGAUGAAAAUGCAACUCAUUUGAAGUAUGUUGAGGAAAUAACAGCUAUCGUAGAUUCCUCUGCCUCGACUCAAGAUAUAGAAAAAGCCCUGGAUACGACGAAAGAUGAAAAUGCAACAAAUGUUAAAUCAGAUGAUGUGCCGAGAGAGAAAACGCCAGCUAUCGCAGAUUCUACGGCCCCAACCCAAAACGAACAGGAAACUCUGCAUACGACAAUAGAUGAAAUUGCGACAAAUGGUAAAUCAAAUGAUAUGCCGAAUGAGGAAACAACAGCUAUUGAUGAUUCCACAGACAUGACCUUAGACAAAGAAGAAACCUUAAAUUCGACGAAAGAUGAAAAUACAACUAAUUUAAACUCAGAUGAUUUGCCGCACGAAGAAAUGCCAGCUAUUAAAGAUUCUUCAGCUUCAACCUUAGACAAAGAAGAAUCUCCUGAUACGCUUUUGGAUGAUUCAAUAGCAAAUCAGCCAGCUCGUCAAAGCCUAGAUGACGUUUCAAAGGACAUAUCAACUCAAAAUGCAGAUGAGAAUGAAGUUGCAUUAGAUACUCCAUUAACAACUGAAGAAAACGAAAAAGAGGACGCGAAAUCAAGUCCUAUCGCAGAAUUGGCUAAGGUGCCAUUGACACAUAAUGAUGUAACGAUGGGUCUUGUAGAAAAAGAAGAAUAUGAGGAUAAAAAGUCACCAGGCCCUAUUCCAGAGACCGUACUACAAACUAACGAGGCAAAUGCCACUAUUGAACCUACAACACGUGAAUCUUCAGCUAAGGAAAGUGAAACUGUAACUAUGUUUGAAAAAGAGCUCGGAAAAAAUAAUCAAAUCCAAAUUGAAGUUGAAGCUACAAGCACUAAGAACUCGACUAUGGGAGAAGAAGACGAUAAAGUUUCAUUCACAAAAGAUACAGCCGAAGAACCCAAGAAACAAGUUGAUGGUAUUAUUGAUUUGGAUGCCAACUGCUUGGCUAAAAAUGAUAUUGAACUUGUAGCAAAUAAAGAUGAAAGUGUAGUAAUGGAUAUUGAGCAGAAUGAAGAUGUAAGCGCCAAUAAACCAGAUGUUCAGGAUGCGUCUAAAGCUGAUAAAAUGGAAGAUCAUCAAGGAAAUGAAAGAACACAAGUUGAGCAAUUGAAAACUAGGAAAACUAUUGAAACUGGAACAGAACAGGCGAAUUCUUCAUCCCAGGAUGAAAGUCAUGAAAUUGAAGACGAAAAUGAACCUGUAAAAAUACCUACAGACGCUGCUCCAACUGAGAUAGAGGGAGUAAUUGAAUUGGAUGAUUCUACAAUCGACUCUAACUCUAUAACUGAUCCCAGCUCUUCUGAAAUUCAAUCUACUGAAGAAGCAGCUGUGAUUGAACUAGACGAUUCAACUGCGGAAUCUAGCUCUAUCGCCGAACCUAAAUGUUCCAUUGGAGAUGAUGGGGUAAUUGAACUAAACGAUUCCUCAACUGAUUCCAACUCGAUGAGAGACCAACAAAGUUUAUACAGAAAAGCGGGAAUACCUACGCUUAAUCAACCACUAGAACAAGUAUCAGUUGAAAUCUCUGAAGAAAGCACUUCGACUUCUACGCCCACACACGAAACUGUCGUUCAGAAUACAACUGAUAAACAGGUAGGCCACAUCGUCGAACAGCAAUCAGUUUCUGAAUUGAAGCAAGUGGAGAUAGUGGCUGCUAAGGUACAGCCAGCGGAUAUAGCUGAAAAUUCAGAGAGUAAAAUAGAGGAGGAGCUCGCGAAGGAUCAACCUCAAAGUGAAUCUUCUGAGUUAGGAAACGCAACGCCCGCUUUGAAUGAAAAUCAGACCAAACAAAGCGAGCGUUUGUCCAAAGAUUUGUUUGCUGAUAUUAUGGAGAAUGACCAUGUGGAAGCUGCUGUUGUUAAUCAAGCAACGAUUACGGCAGAAACAUUAAAUAAUAAGCCCCUGCUGACUGAGGGUUUGGAAAAACAUAUGGGAAAUACUUCGGAAGUUGUGGAAAAUGAAAAGCAACUGGACAAAGUGAUCGAAGUAGCAAAUGAAAAGGUUAAAGCAGACAACACCAAAGAGCAGGGGCGUACAUCUCCAUUAGAUAUUGCUGAAAAUUGUGAGCCUUUAGAAGAUAAUCACAAUGAUAAAGCAAUCGUGGAAGCUAUCGAAACUCAUACAGAAAACCAAUUGAAAUUACGUGGAAGAAAAUCAAUUGAUACAGAAGAAAAAAUUACAGAAACUGUUGCGCAAAUAGAAAUUAUGGCUGAAGAACCAAGCCACCUUCAGCAACCAAAGCGUCGUGGCAGGAAAGCAACAGUGGAAAUCGAUGAAAAGAAAUUGGAAGAAACGGUCACUCAUGAAGAGAUACCUGAGCAGCGGUCUAAAUCAAAUCGGCGUGGAAGAAAACCAACAGUCGAGACAGAAGAAAAAGAAGCAGAGAAGACUGUACAGCAAAUUGAUAAUGAAAGUAAACAACAAAAGUUGGUAGAGUCACAUCAUUCCAUUAGAUCAACACGCCGUGGAAGAAAAUCAGUUGAUGCUGAGGAAAACAAACAUCAGAAUACAGUCGAAGAUGCUACUAUAAAACAUACCGAAGUUAAAUCAGAUGAACAAAAUGAUCUAAACAAACCGAAGCGUCGGGCAAACAAAGAAGCAGCAAAAACUAUAGCGGUUGAAAAGAAAAUAGAAGAGCCAACUGCGGAAGAAACUGUUGAUGCUGACGAUAAGAAGCCUAACAUAGUCCCAGAGGAAGAUAUUGAACAUAUAGAGACGAAGUCUGAAGAACAGAGCGAUCAACCUAAAUCGAAGCGUCGACCAAGAAAAGCAACUGUAGAUCAAACUGAAUCGACAGAGAAGAAACUCGAGGAGACAGUUGAUAAGAUUGUUGAUAAGCCUAAAUCAAAACGUGGAAGGAAACCUACACAUGAUGACAGUAAAGAACACGCAGGGGACAAAUCGGAAGAAGAAAAUGCGGCGAAAGCGAAAGACCUGCAUAAGCCUAGAACGAGACGCGGCCAAAAGCCAACGACAACAGAACUUGAAUCAAAGGAAACCCCGGAGCAAGAGAAACUUGUUGAAGACACAAGUGACUUGGACAGACCCAUUGUACAUGAUGAAACCCCCACUACGACUGUUGAAGAAAUGGCAGAGAAGACAUCCACAGACACUGAGAAGCCAAAGCGACGUGGGCGUAAGCCAUCCGCUGAAGUUGUUGCCGUCGAAGUGUUUGAGCCCGUGAAGCCCAAUGAAGAGCCUAUCAAAGAGAAGCCCAAGCGGCGAGGACGCAAAGCAUCUGCAGAGGAAACACAUGAACUGCCGGAGCGCAAAACGACGCGAAAUACUCGGAAGGCUUCUGCGGAAACUGUGGAGCAACACGAGCCAGCCAAGGAAGCCAUGGACGUUAUUGAAGAAGCUGAGGAACCAUUGUCGAAGAUUCUGCGCGUGGAAGAACCAGCUGCAUCAACAACGCCCAUAAUCCGAAGACGUGGUCGCCGCCAGUCUGUUAACGCAGAGGAUGCUCCGCCACAAGACUUGGUUGUGGCAACCAGCUCGCGGCGUGGACGCAAAGCCACAACUGAUACAGAGACGCCAGCUGAGCCUGCUGAGGUGAAGCCAAAACGACGCGGUCGCAAGGCGUCUGCCGAUGAAACUCACACGGACGACGCGGAGCCAGCUAAGAAACUAGCUAAACGUGGUCGCAAACCCAGCGCUGAAGUGGAGCAUCAUGACUCAGAUGCAACGGAACCUGCAGUGGAGAAGAAGACGGCCAUGCGACGAGUCCGCAAGGCUUCAGUUCAAAUGGAUACACCAACAUUGGCGAAGAAAGCAACUGCACGACGUGGACGCAAAGCGUCCGUGGCUGAGGAACAACUGGAGGUGCCCAAGGACCUGCCGGAAUCGUCUGCAGUUAUUGUGGCUGCAUCAUCACCACGACCACAGCCACCUAGCUCAGAGGAUGAACUGACCCCGCGCCGUCGCGAAGGGCGGAAUUUGCCACGCAAAAAUUAUGAUGAAACAUCGGAUGAGGAUAAGCGGGGCUCCACGUCGUCGCCGCGUCGUGCACGUAAGCCAGCAGCUAGCAAAGCGGCCAGUAAAGCAGCUGGUGCCGUAACACCACCCGUAGCGAAGCCCACCACUCCGAUUCCAAGCACCAAGCAGGAGGCGAUUGUCGAGUCCACAGUGGAGCCUUUGGUACCCCAUACGCCGACUGGGCCACCUGUUGUACUGCCAGAGCCAACUAGCUCUCAGCGACGUGAAGGGCGUAAUGUGCCGCGCAAGAACUAUAAUGAGACCUCGGAUGAUGACAAACCAGGCACCUCACGUGCACGUCGGGUUCGACAGCCAACGGUCAAGGCCUUGGAGCUACUAGUCGAUACAGCAGCAGCUGCGCAACGUCCCGUAACGCCAAGGCGGCGCAAGGCCAAAGAUGACGGUGAUCAGCCGUCAGAGAAGAAACCCUUAACAGACCAAGGAACGCCUAUUACGGCCACCAAAUCGCGGGCUGGAGGUCGUCGCAAAGCUCCCGAUCCAGCUGAUGUAGCAGAGGUUGUCUCCGUUGCCCUGUCAACUGGCAAACGCGUUGCACGCAGCCGCAAAGACAGUGCCGCCAGUAAUCAGCACGAAGAACAGGUGGAACAGGAAUUGGCGCCGGAGCCGGAAGCGGAGCCUAAACAGACAACCAAGCGCAAUGCACGCGGCAAAGGUAAAUCUGCGGUAGCUGAAGAGGAGGCAACAGAUGAGCCGGCUACCAAAAAGCCGCGGGGCAAGACGCCGAUCUUGGUCACGCAUGUGGAAGUGGUACCAACAGAAGAAUCGACCGCCAAGCGAGCGCCUGCUUCGCGUGGCCGUGCCGCACGAACCGUAAAAGCCGUCGAGGAUAAUGUGGAUGGUGCGCCAGAGACGACGGCGCCAGCACGCGCCGGACGCGGUCGCAAGGUACACUUCGAGGCGACGGAGGAGGCAACGACUGCAGCGAGCGCAGCAGCGCAGGCAGAGGCGCCCACACGUUCGACACGGUCUCGCCGCAAAUAGAUUCCAUUACCUAAAUAUCUUAAAUUUUAAACUCUUUUUUUAUGUUUAUUGUUUAUGCCUCCUGUGUACAAAAAAGGUUUACAGCAUGGUAAUAUAUAUGUAACUACGUAUUGUUAAUUUUUAAGUUAAAAAAAUAAAAUUAAAUUAAAAAAUAUCUGAAAGUUGACAGAGAGAUGGAGAAGGAAAGUCGGAGCUCAAGCAUGCAUACAUAAUGAAUACAUACUUUAACAAACCUUAAUUUCUAGAUAUACAUAAUUAAACAAUGCAUAUGAAUACUUAUAUAAAUAUAUACAUAAAUAAAUAGCUUAGCUUGUAAGAAU
Messenger RNA from Drosophila mojavensis, 11537 nucleotides. Its product is annotated as microtubule-associated protein futsch. The record is from RefSeq and is a predicted model, not a curated record. Lineage: Eukaryota; Metazoa; Arthropoda; Insecta; Diptera; Drosophilidae. The transcript is spliced from 7 exons. Bases 367 to 11217 code for a protein of 3616 amino acids.